CUGUGGAGAGCCUCUUCUUCCACUGCUUCAAGAUUGAAUUGGUUUUUGUGAAGGGAAGAAAACCAGAGAACACAGAGUUGCUGAAAAACUGUUGAAGCAAAGAUGAGAACCGACAACAAACUCAACUCACAUGUGACGCUGGGUCCAGGAUUGGAACCUGGGCCACAUCAGUGGGAAGCGAACGUUCUAACCACUGUGCCAUCCCCGCUCCCCAUAAAAGGAAACAAACAUGGGACACCAACCUAAAAAUUCUGAAAAGAACUUGUGAUCACCAAACUGCAAUGGUGGAUCAAACGUUUACCCCCAAAUUCGCCAAAAUUGGUGAGAAAACAUGCUUUCCUUCUCAACUUCUAGGUGACAGGAAGAUUUAGCCUGUAUCAAGAAGAUUCCGCAAAGACACCCGCAUAAAUCUGGGAGAGAUGGCAUAGAUGUAACUGUGACCCAACUUAAUUUUAAGAUUUUUUAGAUUGUACAUAUCUUUAUUUCUCAGGACCCCUAUGGAUACCGCAGUCCUUGAUGCUGAAUGGGCUACCGCGGUAAAAUAAAGUUUCUUACUUAUUUACUAAUUUAAACAUGGUUUAGUUCCAUGAAAUAUCCAUUCCUUCCCCACAGAAGGGCUUUUUUUUAAGUUUCAUACUUUUCUUUAAAUUUUUUGGUCAUAAACUUACCCUUUUCCUUGUCAUUCUAUACCCCCCACCAACUUCCUUCUCUCGUGAACUCUCUCUACAAUCCCACUUACCCCAAGAAGAGUCACAUAACAAAGUGAUGCAGGUGGAGAUGGCCAUAACAGUGGUCAUGAGAGAGUUGGACAUUGGGGCACUGGGGUUGGGAGGGGGGGUGAGUGGGAAGCUGGCAUUUCUUUACUAAUACUUAUAAAUACUCUCAUACCAUGGGCUUCUGCUCCAACUGAUGGGUAGUAAGUGCCACUGGCCAAACCCUAGGUUUCACUGAGCUGAGAGAGCAACGAAUCUAAGACUUACCCAAAGUUCCACAAAGACUUCCCACAAAGUUCUAUGCUCAGCCCCAAGGUCCAACCACUCACCCUUUUGUACACCACUUUGACGGAAAAGAUGCCCCUUUUGUAUGCCUUUACUAGAAAAAAGGUGCCCCUUUCACAUACUGUACCAUAUUGUGAAUAAAUCACCAAAAAAGGAAGUCUUCUUGUCAUUUUCAUGUAGUGCCUAAUAAAUUAAAUGAUGGCCAUGAGGUGCAUCUGUUAAAGUAACUAAAUGACAGAUUUUCCUAUAUUUUUACACACCAGCUUGUGAAAUCCCUACCCUGUUAUGUACCUGAAGCCAGAAGAGAGAACCCCCUUUGGGUGGAGGCUCCUUGUAUAGGGAAUACCCCCCGGGACUCCAGCCCUAGGCUCGCUCAACCCCUUUUAACUUCCGGUAGCCUUCGGGUGGAAAAUAGAUAGGGAGGGAAGAGAUUUUAUUCCCUGGGGAGACCUUAGCCUGACCCAUAACUGCAGAUCAACAUUGACACUGGAACCCUUGGAGGAAUCGAAAUUCUCGGAAAGCUGAAGGCAUUGUGUUACGUGCGUACAACAAAGGAUGCUGGGGCGGCAUCAUGGCGGAAGAAGAGAAGCCCGCCAUCGUAAAACGAGUGAAGAAAGAAGAGGAUGGUGGAGAUAUCAACUUGACUGACGAAGUUUUAGUUAACUUGCCGGUCAAGGAUUUAAACAGCGUUCUGCGUGGCGUCUCAGAUGACGAGGUGUACCGAAUUAAGCAGAGGAGGAGAACGUUGAAGAACCGCGGUUACGCUCAAAACAGUCGGACGAAACGUGUACGACAAAAAGAGGAUUUAGAGGUGGAGAGGCAGCAACUUCGUGAAGACUUAGAGCAGCUUUCCAGAGAGAACGAUAAUUUGAAGAGAGAGAGAGACGAAGCGAGGAAAAAAUACGAUUCGCUACAAAAGUUAUUGACUAACAGAACAAAAACGGUGGGUUUGCAGUUGAUUGGGGUCGGCAAUCGCGAGUCAUCAUCAACGGCCGAACACGAGAUUCAAGUUGACGUGGUGGGAAUCGAAGAAGAGCAAAGUAACUUCAAAGAUUCACAGGAAUCUGAUCUUUCAGACGAUUAUCGAUCGAGGUCGAGGAAAUCUUCGUUUCGUUCAGAGGACGAAGGCGACGAAUCCCGAUGAAUGAAAUACUAUCAAGUGAGAUUCAUUGCGGCGGACUUUGUUUACAAACUAGCACAUAUCGAAUGCUGACUAUACAAUUUUCGUGUUUGAACUGUACUCGUGUUUAUGAUCGUAGUAAAAGCCCCCAGAUUUUCAAGAAUGGCCUUUAUUUCGAUAGGAAGGCAAUAUUUUGGUAAUUCAGUGGAUUUUAAGCCGUAGGUAUAUGUUUUGUUCGUUUAAGCGUAAAUAUCGAUACUCUAUUCUGUAGCAUUGUGAUGUUUUAGUGUACAAAUCGGUAAAAUUCUACAAAAUAUUUUUAAAAAUGGACUCUUAGUUAAAAAGAGGCAAACUUUCGAUUUCAUAUCUCGAUUGUGUACUCAAUCGCGGUAGGAAACUUCUCAUGUACAUAUUUCUAUCUUUUACUAAAGGUGCGUGUGUUAUAACAGUCUCCGACAUUGUAUUGACACAUGCGAUCUUCAUUGAAUCAAUGAACUGUAAUUGAAUUUCAACUUGUACGAAAGCCCAAACAAGAUAUUUCUGUUUCCCUGUAGAGCAAAUUUUACUUGUUCCUCUUGGAAUGUAUUUGUCAAGGAAUAUAACCAUUAUUUUCAAUAUUUGUCAUGCUGACUUGGCAGAUUUUAAUGUAUGACUUUGUGGGUGUGGUCUCAUGUGACAUGUAAAUUAAACUAUAACUCAUCUUUUUACGACAGACUGAAGUAAAUAUGUAUAUCAACUAUAGAUUUAGUUUGAAGGACUUAAGUAAGGGGUAACCAACCUACAGAACAAUUUGAUUAGUUACUCAAAAUGUUGCUGAAUUAUAUAUCAAGCUUUUGAUUUUCUCUCCUAAACUAAAUACUUACAACUAAGAUGUCAACAUCGUCACUGGAAAUAAAUUGAAGAAACUACACCAUUUUACAGAUUGGUGACAUCAUGUAA
Molecule: messenger RNA, 3057 nt
Organism: Orbicella faveolata
Lineage: Eukaryota; Metazoa; Cnidaria; Anthozoa; Scleractinia; Merulinidae
Biological process (GO): regulation of transcription by RNA polymerase II
Cellular component (GO): nucleus
Molecular function (GO): RNA polymerase II cis-regulatory region sequence-specific DNA binding; DNA-binding transcription factor activity, RNA polymerase II-specific
Source: RefSeq, a predicted model, not a curated record